AUGAGAGGUGAUCAAAGGAUUAACUUUGCUUUAAAAGUGUUUGCAAUCUCAUUAUUAUUGGCAUUUACCUAAACCAAAUCAUUCUUGAAACUUUAUGAAACAGGAAAAUAAGAAGUCUAAAAAUAAAUUUUGACAGUUGGAGUUUUGACAAUUCCAGCUACAGACUCAGAAUAUCAAGAUGUCCAUCAUCAUCAUUAUAUCAUAGAAAUGAAUCUCAUUUGGAUGCUAACUGGCGGGAUGAAUCCAGUUGCAAUACCAUACAAUGCAACAGAUGAUUUGCUUUAUGCACUUUUAAGAUAAGUUAAUGGCAUUUAUUUCACUGGGGGUGAUUUAGAUUUAUUUAAUAAUGUUACUGGAGCUCCUCACCCUUACACUGUUACUGCCAAAAAGAUCUUUGAAUAUGCUAAAACUUAAAAUGACAAUCAUAUAUACUUCCCAAUCUUUGGUGUGUGUCAAGGCCAUGAGCUCUUGCAUUUACUAGUGGCUGAUAAUAUUUCAGCUCUAGGAUGGUCUGAAGGUGAGAAUGUAUGUUUGAGCACAAACUUUAGUUUUGAUAUGAAAUAUGUAACUAGAUUGUUCUCUUCUUUCAGCGAUGAGACUUUAGAAGCCAUGCAAACCUAAGAAAUAAUGAUGCAUUUACAUCAUAGAGGAAUUCCAGUUGACUAUUAUUAGAAAUACCCCACAUUGGCUAAAUUCUUUAGGAUCUUAUCAACCAACAACAUCUAAGGGAGAGAAAUAGUAAGCACUGCAGAAGCUCUCAAAUAUCCUUUUUAUAUAACUCAAUAUCACCCUGAAGCAGCAUUUGAUCCUGUUUCAGAUAUGCAUGCUAAUCAUCAGAUUAUUAGCUUCAAGAUGGCUUAAUCAUUCGCUAACUUCUAUGCUUCUUAAUGUGAUGUUAACGACAACCAAUUUAGUGACCAAGAACUUUUAAAUAAAUGGCUAGUAAAGAAUGGAUAUAAAACUAAAGUAUCAUAUAUUGAAAAAUUAGUAAACGUUUAUGCUUUUGAUUACUGA
Stylonychia lemnae is the source of this 1014-nucleotide messenger RNA. NCBI's taxonomy places the organism in Eukaryota, Ciliophora, Spirotrichea, Sporadotrichida, Oxytrichidae. The record is from the annotation of a GenBank genome assembly.